Penaeus monodon (black tiger shrimp) is the source of this 483-nucleotide messenger RNA. RefSeq names its product cuticle protein AM1159-like. The record is from RefSeq and is a predicted model, not a curated record. Gene Ontology annotation, cellular component: chitin-based extracellular matrix. The transcript is spliced from 3 exons. NCBI's taxonomy places the organism in Eukaryota, Metazoa, Arthropoda, Malacostraca, Decapoda, Penaeidae. Bases 9 to 386 code for a protein of 125 amino acids. Gene Ontology annotation, molecular function: structural constituent of chitin-based larval cuticle.
UUACAACCAUGAAGCUGAUCGUCUUCGCCUGUCUGGCCGCCCUCGCCCUCGCCCGUCCUCAGACGCCCGAGUCUCAGGCCGAGACCGUUUUGGACGAGAGGUCCGACAACGGCGACGGUAACUUCCAGUACACCUUCGAAACGAGCAAUGGUAUCAGGGCCAACAAAAUUGGCAGUCCCGGGUCAAAGGGCCAGAGCAACAUGCAGGGCUCAUUCAGCUUCCUUCUUCCCGACGGAAGCACCGCCGAAGUCAGCUUCGUCGCCGACGAGAACGGUUACCAGCCUUCGUCCGACCUCCUGCCCGUUGCCCCGCCGCUGCCCGCCCACGUGCCCGAACUGCUUCGCAUCGCUGAGGAACAGCGGGCGAGCGGAAUCACCUUCGAAUAAAUGCACUCAGCCUCAUCGAAUAUUACGUCUUGCUAUUCUCUGAUAUGUAUAUACGUGUGGUGUCUGAGGUUAUUGUUUCAAUAAAGAUACCUGUAAU